AUGAAUAACACAACUGAGAUUCCGUGGAACAUCACCACGGAAAGCACCGGCGGGGGAGGUGGCGAUGGUUCCGACAACGUCGACAAAAUUAUGAAGGCGGUGUUUGCAGCUAUUGGUUUCACGGGAAUCGUCGGAAAUACUUUAGUGAUAAUGGUUUUCGUGCGUAUGCAUAGAACAAGUCCGUCUGGACUGAGUAGCACGAACAUAUUUAUCUUAAAUCAGUCGUGUAUGGAUCUAAUGAGUUCACUUCUCCUGGUUGCCCAGCAUCUCAUACCCGUAGGGCCAAUACCUGCAGGAAUUCCGGGCGAUGUCUUUUGCAAGUUGUGGGCGUCAAGUUACUAUCCUAUGUGGGCAUGCUUUCUCGGGUCUACCUUCAAUCUUGUACUGUUGACUUUUGAGCGCUACUUCGCUAUCUGUCACCCGAUUAAACAUCACACCAGUUUCACACAGAAGAGAGCCAAAAUCAUGGUUGCAUUAGUGUGGCCUUUCAGUUUCGGCUACGAGCUCCACUGGGCCAUGGUGCAGAUGAACGACGGUGCCGGCGGGUGUACCCAGUAUUGGGAACCAUGGCUGCAAUAUCUUGGAUCGUUCGUCGUUAUUUUCCAGUAUAUUAUACCGAUCAUCAUUAUGGCUUGCGUGUACAUCAGUAUACUGCGCGUAGUACGACGUAGCACUAAAAUACACGCAUCGGGUCCUCGCAAAGAAGGUGAGCCCGCCGAGAAUGGCUCAAAACCCCUCAGCAAAACGGAAAAGAACAUUAUCCAAACGCUGUUGAUCGUCGCCGUCACGUACAUCAUUUGUUGGUCGCCGAAUCAAAUCGUCUAUUUCGGAUUCAAUAUCGGAUUCGAUGUUGAUUUCAACAGCGUGUUUUUCCGCUAUGGUAUCGUUUCAGUGUGUGCGAAUAUGUGUAUCAACCCUUUUAUUUAUGCUUGUAAAUUGAAAGAUUUUCGAGAGCAGGUGAAGAAAAUAUUUGGCUGCAAAAACCACUCUGCUGACAACCAAGGGAUUACACUGUCAACAAACACGUAA
Saccoglossus kowalevskii is the source of this 1029-nucleotide messenger RNA. Its product is annotated as delta-type opioid receptor-like. NCBI's taxonomy places the organism in Eukaryota, Metazoa, Hemichordata, Enteropneusta, Harrimaniidae. The record is from RefSeq and is a predicted model, not a curated record. Gene Ontology annotation, biological process: G protein-coupled receptor signaling pathway. Gene Ontology annotation, molecular function: G protein-coupled receptor activity. Gene Ontology annotation, cellular component: membrane.